Messenger RNA from Camelina sativa (false flax), 954 nucleotides. NCBI's taxonomy places the organism in Eukaryota, Viridiplantae, Streptophyta, Magnoliopsida, Brassicales, Brassicaceae. The record is from RefSeq and is a predicted model, not a curated record.
AUGGAGCAACCGCCAGAAUUUGUUGAUGUUUAUCGCCCAAACUACGUCUGUCGAAUCCAGAAGUCUGUCUAUGGCUUGAAACAGGUGCCUCGAGCCUGGUAUGUUGAGUUACGCACUUAUUUGCUUCAGUUUGGAUUUCACAAUUCAGUCUCUGAUACAUCUUUGUUCAUACUCAAGAAAGGCAAGUCUAUUGUUUAUAUGCUAGUAUAUGUUGAUGAUAUUCUGGUUACGGGUAAUGACAAUGAAUUGCUGCGUCAAACUCUGGAUGCUCUUUCCUCUCGUUUCUCGAUCAAGAAUCAUGAAGAAUUACAAUAUUUCUUUGGCAUUGAAGCUAAGCGAGGUCCGGUAGGUCUUCAUCUCAGUCAACAGAAAUAUGUCAUUGAUUUACUUACCAAGACAAACAUGUUCGGUGCUAAACCGGUAACUACACCGAUGUCGACGACACCAAAACUCACAUUGCGUUUAGGGACACCUCUAUCGGAUCCAACGGAGUUUCGUGCUGUGGUUGGCAGCCUCCAAUACCUUGCCUUUACAAGGCCUGACAUUUCCUAUGCCGUCAAUUGUCUAUCACAGUUUAUGCAUCAACCAACUUUGGAUCAUUGGAUGGCUGUUAAGCGUGUUUUAAGAUACUUGGCUGGCACAUCGGAUUAUGGUAUUCUUCUCCGCCGUGGGUCCAAUCGAUCAUUACAUGCUUAUACGGAUGCAAAUUGGGCAGGGGAUUAUGAUGAUUAUGUCUCCGCGAAUGGGUACACUGUCUACCUUGGUACGCAUCAUAUCUCAUGGUCCUCUAAGAAGCAACAGAGCAUUUCCCACUCCUCUACGGAGGCUGAGUAUCGUUCCGUAGCCAACACUUCGACGGAGCUCACCUUGAUUUGUUCCCUCUUACAAGAACUUGGUUUAUCUCUGUCGCGUGUGCCAGUAAUAUAUUGUAAUAACAUUGGGGCCACAAAUUGA